This is a messenger RNA of Pteronotus mesoamericanus, 1150 nucleotides long. RefSeq names its product patr class I histocompatibility antigen, A-126 alpha chain-like. Bases 23 to 1150 code for a protein of 375 amino acids. NCBI's taxonomy places the organism in Eukaryota, Metazoa, Chordata, Mammalia, Chiroptera, Mormoopidae. Gene Ontology annotation, molecular function: signaling receptor binding; peptide antigen binding. Gene Ontology annotation, cellular component: external side of plasma membrane. Gene Ontology annotation, biological process: immune response; antigen processing and presentation of endogenous peptide antigen via MHC class I via ER pathway, TAP-independent; antigen processing and presentation of endogenous peptide antigen via MHC class Ib. The record is from RefSeq and is a predicted model, not a curated record. The transcript is spliced from 6 exons.
CCAUAGACUCUGGAGGUGAGUCAUGGCUCCCCAGACUGCGCUCCUGCUGCUCUCGGGGGUCCUGUCCCCGAACGUGACCGGGGCCGGAUCCCACACCCUGAGAUACUUGAGCGCCGCCCUGUGCGGGCCGGGCCGCGGGAAGUACCGGUACCUCGGCGUCCUUUCUGUGGACGACACGGAGAUCCUGCGGUUCUACAGCGACGCCGCAGGUCGGAGGCUGGAGCCGCGGGUGCCGUGGCUGGAGCGCCCGUGGGUGGGGCCGGAGGGUACAGACUUUUGGGAGGAGCAGGCGCGGGAAAUCAGGCACAACGAGCAGAGCUCCCGGGCGAACCUGAACACGCUGCUCGCCAUCUACAACCAGAGCGAGGACGGGUCUCACACCUUCCAGGAAUUGACCGGCUGCAUCGUGGGGCCCGUGGGAGACUUCCUUGGCGGAUUCAGUCAGUUCGCCUACGACGGCACCGACCUCCUCUUCCUGAACGAGGACCUGCGCUCCUGGACCGCGGUCCAUGGCACGUGGCACAAGAUGCUGCUUGUCCCCGAUGAGGACGUCAGGAGGUUCUUCCUGGAGGACACGUGUGUGCACCGGCUCCUCCGGCUCCUGGAGAAGGGGAAGGAGACCCUGCUCCGAGCUGACCCUCCAAAGACACACGUGACCCGCCACGGCAUCUCUGACCGUGAAGCGACCCUCAGGUGCUGGGCCCGGGGCUUCUACCCCGCGGACAUCACCCUGACCUGGCAGCGUGACGGGGAGGACCUGCCCCAGGACACGGAGACUGUGGAGACCAGGCCUGCGGGGGACGGGACCUUCCAGACGUGGGCGGCCGUGGCCGUGCCCCCUGGACAGGAGCAGAGCUACACGUGCCGCGUGGGGCACGCGGGGCUGCCCGAGCCCCUGACCCUGCGAUGGGGACUCGGGCCUGAGGGUGGCCUCUCGCCUCCCCUCGCAGACCCCCCUCCUGGGACCACCGUCCCCUUCGUGGGCAUCGCUGCUGCCCUGGGUCUCCUUGUUGCUGCGGUCGCUGUGGCUGUGAUAUGGAGGAGGAAGCGCUCAGGCAGAGGCGGGGAGAGCCGCGCUCAGGCUGCCUGUAAGUCUGGGUGUUGGGAGGGGACUUCUGGGACCCUGGGGAGCGUGUGCGCUGGAGUCUAG